This is a messenger RNA of Orussus abietinus, 407 nucleotides long. RefSeq lists its product as uncharacterized. The record is from RefSeq and is a predicted model, not a curated record. The transcript has 4 exons. Bases 24 to 407 code for a protein of 127 amino acids. Lineage: Eukaryota; Metazoa; Arthropoda; Insecta; Hymenoptera; Orussidae.
CUCGCAGGCAGAUCGGCUUUCGCAUGAAACACGCGGCAGACAAUUUUAACUGGAAGUGGAAAAUAUUUACCCAGAAAAAUGGGAAAUCAUCUCGCGCCAACUGGGAGGAAGUGGAACUCUGGAGGAAGCGGCGCCAUUUUGAAAAUUUAAACUACGCACGAAAAGAUGUAACCCGUCCUCAAACAUGGAAAUUAGUUACUGAUGCAAAAGAUUCGAACAUUUCUCAGCGUUUUCUCAAGAUGGCGGAACUCGACGGCCGCGUAAUUCUUAUAGUGCAAUUUUAUUUAUAUAAAAUAAGUCACUGGUCCUUACCAGGACAACCGAAUCCUCUGCAAGGCGGCCAUUCGGCCGUUAUUACAGAGUCGGAUGCUGAGACCUUAGUAACAGGGUGCGACUGCUUGGUGUGA